Molecule: messenger RNA, 2036 nt
Organism: Belonocnema kinseyi
Lineage: Eukaryota; Metazoa; Arthropoda; Insecta; Hymenoptera; Cynipidae
Product: alpha-glucosidase-like
Exons: 9
Coding region: 146-1795 (549 amino acids)
Biological process (GO): carbohydrate metabolic process
Source: RefSeq, a predicted model, not a curated record
CGAAGCGCGCUUUCAGUCUCCAUCUCUCUCGCUCUCUCUCUCAUUACGGGACUUUUUUUAAAUCAAACUCUGUAUAUCGUAGUUUGGUUUUUCCUCUUAAAAGACCUGGACUUUGUACAGAAUAUCAGCACUUCAGCAAAGAAAAAUGAAAAUAUGUCUGGCACUAUGGGUUACAAUGCUAUUUUCAUGUGCCGUAAAAAGCGAACGGAGUUGGUGGAAGACUAUGUCAAUAUAUCAAAUUUACCCUAAAAGCUUCAAAGACAGUGAUGGUGAUGGAAUUGGUGACCUUAAAGGCAUCGAGAGUAAAUUGGAUCAUUUGGUUGACUCACACGUCAAUGCUUUUUGGUUAUCCCCUGUAACCACAAGCCCGAUGGUGGACAAUGGGUAUGACAUAUCUGAUUUCGUUGGAAUCGAUCCCAGUUUUGGAACAAUGGAAGAUUUCGAAAGUCUCGUUAAAAAAGCCCACGAAUUAAAACUCAAAGUGGUUCUGGAUUUUGUACCUAAUCACAGCUCUGAUCAGCACGAAUGGUUUAAAAAAAGUGUUGAGGAAAUUGAACCUUACACGGAUUAUUAUGUUUGGCAUGAGGGGCGCAAUGUCAAUGGAACUUUGGAGCCACCUAAUAAUUGGAGGAGUGAGUUCAAUGGCUCAGCAUGGACUUGGAAUGAAAAAAGAGGAGCUUUCUACUUACACCAGUUCACCAAGGAACAGCCUGACUUGAAUUACAGAAAUCAGGGACUUGUGGAGGAGAUGAAGAACGUUUUACGGUUUUGGAUGGAGAAAGGAGUUGAUGGUAUCCGAAUAGACGCUUGUCCAUAUCUUUUCGAAGAUCCAAGAUUUUUAGAUGAACCAUUAUCCGGAAAGACGACGGAUCCUAACUCCAAAGACUACACGAUACAUAUUUAUACAAAGCACCAGCAUGAAAAUUAUGAAAUGAUCCAGCAGUGGCGUGAUUUUAUAGAUGAAUACUCCGCAAAAGUUGAUCAGGUUCCCCGAGUUAUGAUCGUUGAAGCCUACGCCAACAUUUCGAGCACUAUGAAAUAUUAUAAAUAUGGCGCUGACUUUCCCUUCAAUUUUGGACUCAUGGACAUUGUAAAUUCUUCUGAAGCAAUCGACGUGAAGAACAAUAUAGAACGCUGGAUGACGAAUUUGCCUUCUGGCUCAACUCCUAAUUGGGUGGCCGGCAAUCAUGACAACUUCAGAUUGGUGUCUCGACUUGGUGUCAAUCGAGCGAUGGCAAUUACAGCAAUGGUACUUCUGCUUCCUGGAGCUGCUGUAACCUACAAUGGUGAAGAAAUUGGAAUGAUCGAUACCCCUAUUGAUUCUGAUGAUCCAGCGAGAUUUAGAGAUCCAGCAAGAUCUCCUUUUCAAUGGGAUUUUACUGUUUCAGCUGGAUUUUCAACCAAUCCAAAGACAUGGCUUCCAGUAAACAAGAACUACUUAACUCACAAUUUGUUGACUGAAAAAGCUGAUUGCGAAUCAUAUUAUAGUUAUUACAAGGCUUUGGCUUUCCUGAGAAAACUUCCAGCUGUGCAAUCUGAGUAUUUGCAGUUGGAAGUAUUGAAAAAGGACAUACUGGCAUUUGCAAGGAAGGAAAAGGGGGAGAAAUCGGUUUACGUUCUUUCCAACUUUGGUGAUCAGAUCAGAACUGUUAGUUUGGGAAUAUUCAAAAAUACUCCUGCGAUACUUUUGGUUUAUAGAUCAACUCCUGGUAUUUUGUUGAAGCCUGGGAGCCUCGUGGAAUCAUAUGAAGUCAGCAUUCCACCCAGUGCAACUAUAGUUUUGAUGGAUAUCUAAAAUCGGAAAUGUUGGAAAACCCGGUUGAAGAAAAACCUGAUUCAUAUAUCAUUAUUUCCAUAUGUAAUUAUAUUCAUAAAAUAUAUCAGUAAUCGCUUAACUUUGAAGUUUUGUUAUGUUGUAAUAAAAACUAUAGCAAGUUCAAAGUUUAAGAUUGUGACAAUCAGCACCUGAUCAAUUUCAUUUCAAAACCAUGAUUCAUACAUUUCUAAAAAAAUAUUAUUUUAUAAAAAUUCUUGGA